Messenger RNA from Paramuricea clavata, 1274 nucleotides. The record is from the annotation of a GenBank genome assembly. Lineage: Eukaryota; Metazoa; Cnidaria; Anthozoa; Malacalcyonacea; Plexauridae.
ACAAGAGUUUUGUUCAGACUUCAAGAAGACUUGAGCGAAACUGUUCGUGAUGGAUCCGCUUACUACAUAGUUUAUGGUAACGUCUUUAUAUAGUUUAAUUUGAUAAUAUCGCAAAUCAUGAUCCGCGUAUGAAGGGGAUAUAAAAACUGCACAGUUCUAAAAUGUGCACUAAACUUAACUGAAAAUUCCGCAAAAUUUUUGACUUAACAGUUUAAAACGUUUAUGUACAAAACUGUUAAGUUCCUAGUUACUUGCCAAGAAAAUUUAUUCCAUUUGCGAGGCUCUAAUUAUAAACCUUUUGUUCCAAGACCCUUAUAACUGAAUCCUUAAAGAAAAGCCUUACUUCUAUAGAGGCUACCCAAUGGAACGAUAUAUACCCGUCGAAAUCGCUAGAGCUCAAUCUCUUGCUGAGUUUAAAUCUAAAAUUUCUUAAUUAUUUUAUUAUUUAUAUAUUUGUUUCAUGUAGUUUUGUAAAUAUUUUGAAGCUUAUUUAUUAGAAAUUAGUUUACUAGCAUAGGUAGACGUUUCCAUUGAAGAGCACAUACUUUAACUUGUGAAAUGGAUCUCGUGUUUUAAUCAAUCAAUCAAUCAAUCAAAACUUUAUGUUUGUAGGAGUAGUUUGGGAUGUUCUCAGGUAUCUUUAACGCAAAAUUAUUCUGAGUAAAUUUUCGACUGUGUACUGUAGCGAGGCCGUUUUUUGAAACCACGAAUAAAAAUUGCUUGCGCAAAAAAAGGAAGGUUUGAAACGUAAUUUGAAUUCAUAAGGUGUCAAUUUACACCAUAUUCUGCUAUAUAUUUUUCCAGGAAAUAAAGACGCCGGCAAGGCCAGGCAAAAUCCAGAAAAUGUCUACUUAUUCUACGACGAUUUCUCCGACUUAAACCUGGAGAAAAAGUGGCAGAAAAACUGGGGCGCUAUUCGUGCAGAAAACGGUGUGUUGAAAUUGAGAACUCGCCGAACGCCAACCGGCGAUAACGCUGAAAUUUCAGUCUUUGUCAAACACGGCCAUGAAUGGGAAGAUAUCGAAGUGGAACUCGACUUUAAUGAAAGAAGUACCGGGACAGAAUAUCCAGGGCCAUUUCUGAGAGUUCAGGAUGUGAGGAUUCAGAGCACUACUGCGUGGUGGUUCCAAUAUAAAUCAGGAAGCAAAGAUUGUACCAUGAGGCCCUUCAAUAAUAACAUGGACGGAAGUUGGUUAUACACGGGCACCUUAACUAAACCGUUGUCUGCAGGAACAUGGUUUCACGCUAAAUAUCGCGUAGCUGGUGACAGGUUU